Rhizophagus irregularis DAOM 181602=DAOM 197198 is the source of this 270-nucleotide messenger RNA. NCBI's taxonomy places the organism in Eukaryota, Fungi, Glomeromycota, Glomeromycetes, Glomerales, Glomeraceae. The record is from RefSeq and is a predicted model, not a curated record.
AUGGGUGAUACAAGCCAGAAAAAUUCUUACGGAACUGAGAAUGAACAUAUUGUUAUUAAUCAUGAGAGCGGAAAGGAACGUAUUCGUUUGGUCGAUGAUGAGGACUUGGCAUAUAUAAUCUGGUCUCAGGGAUUCAAAGUAGACCUCCCAAUUGUAAUGGACACAUGUAAGUUUGAUAAGAUGAAGACACUCUUCGACUUGAAGGCAGACGAUUAUAAUGAACUACCUACUUUUGCUGGAAGUGUUAAGGAUACGCCAGAAAAUAUCUGA